This is a messenger RNA of Manis javanica (Malayan pangolin), 9406 nucleotides long. Lineage: Eukaryota; Metazoa; Chordata; Mammalia; Pholidota; Manidae. The record is from RefSeq and is a predicted model, not a curated record.
UGGUGUGAGAAUCUUAACUUUAAAAAUAAAUGUAUAUUUGUUUGAAAUUUACAGUGGUAGAAACACUUAUUAAAGACUCUUUAUUAGCAUGUGUUAAGGGGGGUUUCUUGUUUUCUAAAUAACAUUUCAAUAUUUUUAAUUAUGAUAAACCAUGUAACACAGACUCAUGAAUUUUUGGGGCAGUGGAAAUUAUUUCCUUUGACUCUUUUUUCUGCAUAUCAUCAAUUUGCUUUUUACUCAUGUUUCUUCUACUGUCGCUGUAAGCUUACUUGUUGUUUUUUCUUUCCUUUUCUUCAUGCUGUCGUUUAGAGCCCUACAGAGAGACAAGUAUGGGAGUAAAGCUAAACAUUGCAUAUCAAAUAGGGGCUUCUGAACAAUGCCAGGGAUACAAGUGUCAUGGAUACUCUACCACUGAAUGGUAACCAUGGCAACAGUUACAGCAUUGCCAGCGGCCAGUACCUGAGCAACUGUGUGCAAAUCAUAGACCGCGGCUACACCCAGAACGAGACCGCCCUAGAGAAAAAGAUUCUGAAGGAACUCACUUCCAACUAUAUCCCGUCCUACCUGAACAACCAAGAGCGCUCCAGCGAGCAGAACAGGAAUCUGAUGAACAAGCUGGUGAAUAACCUUGGCAGCGGGAGUGAGGAGGACGCCAUUGUCCUGGACGAUGCCAGCUCCUUUAACCAUGAGGAAAGCCUGGGCCUGGAACUCAUCCACGAGGAAUCCGAUGCUCCUUUGCUGCCACCGAGAGUGUACUCUGCGGAGAACCACCAGCCUCACCAUUACUCCAGAAGGCGGAUCCCCCAGGACCACAGCGAGAGCUUUUUCCCUCUGCUCACCAACGAGCACACGGAAGAGCUGCAGUCGCCGCGCAGGGACUCCCUGUACACCAGCAUGCCGGCCCUGGCCGGCGUGCCCGCCGCGGAGAGCGCCACCACCAGCACCCAGACCGACCCCGCCCCGGCCAAGGGCGGCGAUGCCGACGACGUCUACUACAAAAGCAUGCCCAACCUAGGCUCCAGAAGCCACGUCCAUCAGCUCCACACCUACUACCAGCUGGGGCGCGGCAGCAGCGACGGGAUCAUAGUCCCCCCGCACAGGGACGGGAGCCCCCCGGACGGAGGCCCGCAGGGACCCGCGCAUCUGAUCACCAGCCUCUAGGCGGUGAUAGGGCCCCGGGCCGGCGGUGCGAGCGCCGCGGGACUGCACCGCGGGUGUGAGCGGUGGUACUCGUGUGUGCUCCCAAACCUUUACGCUGUCCUUGAAAGGCAAAUGCGAACUCUCAGACUUUUUUUUUUUAACUGAGAUUUUUAGGUCAGUCCAGGGGAGAAAGAUACCUGCUGACGUUCCCUUGUGCCCCAUCCUUCCCGUCCUUCCCCGUCAGAUGGAGACUUCAUUAUGUUAAUGAACGAGAUAAGAAGAAAAUGGCGGUCAUUGUGGCCUUGUUUGAAUUAUGUUGUGUUUGUUCUAACAUCUCUGAUGCUCUGUUACUAUAAUUACAAGGACCUGAUUUUUAAAAGGCCAGAACAGUUGUUUGAAAUGAGUAACAAUGCUGCAUCUAGAUUGGAGUGCUGCACAAACAUAAAAACAAAGCAAAACUGUAUCACAUAGUGGUUUUUAGUCACUCGACCUGAAUUCACCACAGUGGGAAUAGCUGUGGAAUACAAAAUAAAACAACAAAAUUAAUGAAAUGGAAGGGAAUUCUAUAAUUAUAUGCUAAAUGCAUAUUUUAUGAUUUGCUGUAUUAAUUGAUGAUAAAACUAAUGGCAGAAAAAAAAAUCGGACGAUUUCUAUGUAAUGUACAGAUACUAGCAUUGCACAUAUAGUCGGCUUUCUGUUCCUCCAGAAUUUGAGUCCUGUUAAUGUAGUGGAAAAAAAGAGAAAUUUUCUUUUUCUUUCGUGCUGGUCUUGCAAGUUUGUCUACCAGUAAGAGAGUAAAGUUUCCUUCCAUCCUUCUUUCUCUAUUUUCUUUUCUAUUUUUUUUUUUUUUGCCUUCUUUAAAAUUUCACCUGGCAAAAAAUAAGUAAAUAAAUAAAUGGAACUAUCACUUUAUAAGAAUCAUUUUCUAGUAAUACAAACAAAUUAUUUUUUACAAAAAAAAUAAAAUAAAUAAAAUUAGACUUCCUUCCCUCACUAUAUAUCUUUAUUCAGUCAGAAUAUUUCCAAGAGCAUUUUUGCAAAUUAGAGCAGGACGAAUUUUUAUGUUUACAGUGCACAUGUUUUAAUGCAAAGCAUAUUUGGCAAGCAGUUCAUCACUGAGACAGUAGCUAUGAUUCUAGAAAUCAAGAGGUGUCAGUAGAACUAGUGUGGGCUUCUGCAUGUGAAAAAAAAACGGUAUCCCAUAGGUGUUAAAGUGCUGAAUGCUGGGUCUGAUCCCCAAGUGGGCACCUGCACUACCAAUUUUUAAAGGAAAUUCACACCCUCAUAGUAAGAAUCAAAAGGUCAAGUUAUUUUGAAGUGAUUAAAAUAACAAAAACUCUUCUGUUCAUUAACAGGAAAAUUUAUUUAUUUGACAGGAUUUAAAGUAAUGUAGGAAUUCAAGAGGUAAAUUAGCAGCACAUAUAAUUUUUUUUAAAUUUAUGAUCCAUUUUGUAUGGUCUCAAAGUUGGAUGACCUCAUUACUAAUAUUUGUUGUAAAAGUGAAACUUGUUUGCCAACCAAUAAACAACUGAUUGAGAUUUAGAAGAUACUGUAUUGAUGUAUGUACUAUAUGAUUAAUUAUUCUUUUCAUUACGCUUGCCUUUCCUUCUGUUUUCAAUAUACAAACUUGCUAAUCCUUUAUGGCCCAAAUGAGCCAUGCAAAAGAAAUCAAUCUGCCUAGAUGGAUAACCUAAGCACAAAAUUAUACAGGUUUUGCAGACAAACCAGAAAAAUGAGUUGGGCUUGUUUAUUUUGGAUGAAAUAAGAGACAUAACUUACUUUCAAGUAGGUUAAUAUACAGGUUAUUAUGUCCUUAUUUAUAAACCAACUAGUCACUAUGCAUAAAGGCCAGCUUCAAUCAGAUAUUUAAGUACUGAAUUGGGGCAGGGGAUGGAUCACAUUUUUCCCUCUUUGUAAGUUCCAUUUUAAUGUUAGAAAUUUAAAUUCACUCAAUUGAGUUAAAGCUGUAAGAAUAAUGGCAAAGAGAAUGUCCAUUUUUAAAAAUAUAAUAAGAUAUUUUUGUGCUAAUUUUUUCUUUUUGUUUAUAUGGAAAAAAGUCCCUUUAAAGAAACUUUCCAGAUCUCCAAUUACUGAAGAACCAUUACCAGUAAUGUCCAAGCAUGGAGCCCGUCGGAAGGCAAAGCUAGACUGAAUUUGUCAAAUUACAAUUUCUCUUUUUGUAAUAUGUGAUAUCUUGGUGGGUUUUUUUUCCUUUUUAUGUUUUUUUCCAGAAACCCAACCACCCACCUAAAAAUUAACAUUUUAAGAUGAGAGUUUAGAGAGUAGUCACUAUCUAUAUAUAGUUUUAAAAUACAUGACAAAAGAAAAAUUCUGUGCUGUGCCAGAGUACAUCCUAUCCUUAAUAUCACCUCAGCAUCAUUCCUUUUUAGUGAGUAGACAUGAGUAUUUUUUAAGCCUCCAGAUUUUCUUGAAGUUGCGUGAGAACCACGAGCUUUAAUGGUGGCUGGGUUUCAUCACGCCACACCUUGGCAAUGUUAGCAACUGCAGGUGGUUAGCCUGUCCCAUAGAAUAUAUUUAGUAAUGAAGGAAUCCUUUUUAGACAUGUUUAAGGUAACUUCAGAAACGUGAAUGUGGUCCAUGGAUUAUGAGCACUUGUUUUGCCCAUCCAACAGUCAUCUAUGUGAAAGCAACUCCAUCAAUAAGAAGCUAGUUUCACAGAACAAAGGGGAAACUACCUCAAUUCAGCUUGUUGAUGCUGCCCGUUCUGAGUUUCUGAUAAUGCUACCUCCUUGCCCAUUAUCUUUUGUGUUUCAUUAUAUGGAAAUAUGAAGCAGGUAGCCUCCUCUGCUCUACAUAGGCCAUUUGAAUAAAAUCACUUGAACACAUAAACUGGUGCAAAAGGCCAUUCAGUACUGUCACUUAAUACCAAGCUCUUGCAUCAAGAUGAAAGGGUGAGAAUUUUGAACUCACAUGCAUCAUAACUGGUGUGCUUUCAAAGAGACUUAAGAUCCCAAAGACUUUCCCAGGAAGAGAUUGUUUUACCAAGUUUUAUGUGAUUAUAAUUAAAACAAAACAGUAAAGGAGAUAAUUAUGUAUACAUUUCAAUAGCAAUUUGUGUAUGUUUAACAUGUAUUCAUUUAGUCCUCUUCACACUAGCAAGGAUUGAAUUCAUAAACUUGAAUCUUUUUCUUUAACAUGCAUUUUCACGUGCAGCUGUUGAUAAAUUAAUAAUUUUUAAAACAUUGUUUUUUACCACUUUUGCUUGACUCUAUAUUUUUAAUACCCUGCGACAUCCAUGAACUAUAAAUCUGCAUAUUUCUGAUGUGUUUAUCUGAUUUUCCAUUUAGUAAAUUUCCAUCAGGCAUUAUGCCAAUGAAACAAACCAGUUAUUAUUUCCUAGUAACUGAUAUUUUUAUAACAUUUUACACUUGAAGGUUUUUUUUUCUAGUUGAGGUUUGUUCACAUGAUGCUUGAUCAGGACACUAACAGACCUCAUGUUUAGUUGAUUCAGAAAUUGUUGGAUUUUGCACAGCCCAUAAGAAUAAUUAUGGAAAAAUCUAGAUCUUGUGGAGGAGAAUUAGGUUGGAAAUACACUUAAGUUUUUUGAGCAUCCCUUUUUGUUCCCACUGUAUUAAAAUUAAAAAUUCUCUAGUUGAAUAACAAAUUGCUAUGCUAGAAAUCAUGACAUAAAACAAUUGGCAUGAGAAAAAUUACCUUGAAGUAAAAAUAAUCAGGAAAAUAUAUUAAUCAAAUGAAGGUAAUGGAAAUACCCUUAACUUACUGUAAAAUGAAUUCAGUUACUCUAAAUUAAAGUGUAGUUUAUUAUCUGUAUUUUUAAAGCCCCCAUUAAUCAAAAAUGUUAACAUAGUGAAGAAAGAUCUUUAAAUCUUAGUGUUUUUUUUCAUCUUUUAAUAUUAACUUAGCUGGUGUGGUAUAUGUUUACAUGAUACUGGAGAUAAGCAUGUAAGUGAAUUAGUAAUAUUUAUACAGAACCCAUAGACUUAACUUUAGGCAAUACUUUCAGCUUUCUUGCCUCACAUGUUGAAAUCCAAUGACUGGUUUGCUUACUUUAAAAAAUGACAGUAAAAAUUUUAAAGACUGACUUUCUACAUUAUUGUAGAGGCCAAAAGAAUGAGAAAAAAGUAGUUUCUGGAUUGUCUAAAGAUCAACCAUAAACUAAUCAACAAUCACCUACUAAUUAAAGAAUCUUUUUUACAGCUGCCUAUCAGGGCUCUAUCAAAGUGCUACUCCUUGGGAGAUUUUUGGAGAAAACAAAACAAAACUAGAGAAUUACUAUUCAUGUCAAUUCAAAUUGAGAGAGAAAAAAAAUAAACUCUAACUUGCUUUUGAGCAAUUCUGAAAAUACUAACAAUGUCCUUUCUUCUCUAACAGAAAUAUUUGAAAUAAAUAAUAUAUAAAAUCUUCCCAGUCUAUUGUAGUACCAAGUUAUUAAGAUUUAAUUAGUUCAUGUGUAGUAAUUCAUAAUUUUAACUCACCACAUAGGUAAUUACUAUGCAUUUCUAAUAUGUUAAAUAUAUCUUAUGUCAAAUUUCUGCACCUCACUGAAUUAGGUGGAAACAUGGGAGCACAAGAGUGAAACAGCAACAUUGCAAAAUGGCUUAUGGAAGCAUUUUUGUGCAAAUCAGUGCUACAUGAGAUGCUUCUUUGAACACAUAAAAUAGAGUUGAUGGAUCCCAACCUUAAAUAAAAGUUUGUAAUCAAUAAAUAUGUCCUUCUUAGAGCAUCUGAAAAAUAUUGCUAGAUAUCUAAAUUUUCAUUUCAAAACUAGUAGAAAUUAAAAAGUGUUCAUAGAUGCUUCUUUCCUGCUUAGGCCAUAAAAGGAAACUUUCCUAUUUACUAAUUCACAUGAUUAUUUCCUCUUUGUUUUAAAUGGGAAAUCAAUCUUUAACUUUCACCUGUACACAUACAUACAUAUUCUGAUUCUUUUUAUUUACAGCUUGCAGAGAAAAGAGCUUGUUUACAACAUUGUACAUUUUGUAAUUUUUGCAAUAAAACAGGUAGUUUUUAUGGUUUUUCCUACUCACUUGCAAUAAAGUUAUUGCUUUAACCUCUUUAACAAAAAAUUAAAAGCACUUCUUUAACAUUUAGGAUCUUAAAAUUAUUAUUAAAAUGUCUUGAUUUCAUCUAUGUUUUGAUGUUUCUUUCUCUCUCUUAGUAUGUUACUCAAAUAUUCCCAUUUAAUGUGUAUCCCAUUAGAGUAUUCCAAAAGUAAAUGCAAUGUUUUAAAAAGGCAUGUGAAAAGAGAACUUUGAUUUAUACGGUAAGGAAGACAAUAUAAGGAAAAAAAACCUCGAAUGGGACAGGUCUUUUCCAUCACAAUGUGAAAAGAAGAAGAGCAGAACCUAGUUGGCAAAUUCAUGGUGAGGUAGCAAGACAUGAAUUAGAGCUACAUAGAAAAAAAUGUUCCAAGGGAAAAAAAAAAUUAUUUAGAAUGAUAAAAAUCUUAAACAGUGUACCAAGUGCUGUUGAUAUGUUAGUAAAAAUAUUGGAAUUUACCAUAUUAUAAUUCUAUCCUGAUGAUUCCAUAGGAAACACUAAACCCCUUUAACACUGUUUAGAUAUCUCUUGUCCAGCUACAUCUUGUCUCAAGGAAACAAGAAUAUUUAGUAAAUGUUCCUUAAAUAUAAAUAUUUUUGCCUCAAUUCACUUUCACACUAAUCUGCUUACUCUAUUGUAUGCCAACAGUUAAUGCUAUUAGUAGCUUUGUACCAUUAGAGCUUUAUUAUGAAUCUUUCUAAUAAACAUUAAAUUAAUAUUAAAUUGGAAUUAUGUACAUUGUGCAAAAUAAUUCAUAACCAGGCAAUAUUCACAUUACAGGAUAAUUCAUUAUAUAUAUGAAUAUUACAUUAACACUGAGCAAAUAAUUACACUGUUGAAAAUAUUACUCUCAAGUCCCCCUCUCUUCACUUUUUAUGGUCAAUUCAUAAAAUCUGCAGACAGUUGUACACAUGAUGCAUUAUCAAAGUACUCCAUAAUCCAAGUGUGCCUAAAAGUAUUCCCAAGGCUUCUUUCAUUCUAGAAUGCUAAUGAAAAGAGCUUGAAAGGAGAGAAAAGUAAAGCCAAUUUUUAACAAUCUAAUUUAGAUCAACAUUUUCAUUCAGAAUGAAUAAUUUUAAAAUGAGAAUUUUCCACUCUGUGAUGUAAGGUGAAAAUUAUUAAAGAUUUACAGUAGGUCCAAUAUCAGAGGAUUUUAAAUUUUAAAAGAGUGAAUUUUGUCUCAACGGCACAACACUACAUUGACUAGGAAAUAUGUUUAAGAUCCAUACCUAAAGUAGCUUUUUAAAAAUUAUAAGUCCCUCUUAUUCUUUUGAAGGUGAAACUGACAAAAUGAUCCUGGCUUCAAAAUGAAAUGUGUCGUUUGACUUCAAAAAAAUGUUUGGCAAAAUUCAUGACUUCAUCAACUCUUUAAUGGCAUUCAAGAUACAGAGACUAGAGCAGUGUCGUCUUAUGCUGACCACUGACUAGUCCUCUAAAACACUUUUUAAUGCUUUGAAUUUCAAGUUGUCACAAUGUCUUAUGUUUUGAAUGACAUUGUGCAUCAAGAAAGAUGGGGAAAAAAUAUUUAAAACUGGUUUUCAUGCCUCAUUGGAGAAUAGAGAUUUCCUUUACCAUCCUAAGUUAUAAUAGAUGAUGUCUUGAAAGAGCUGUGGACAAUCAAAAUGUGUUAAUUUAUAAAUAACUCUUCUUUGUAAAGUCUAUCGCUGAACUUUAAAAUCAAAAAUGGUAGAAAGUGUCUGCUUGGUUUCCCUUCAUUUGGCUUCUGUGAAUGCACUGGAAAGUAGAAGGAGAAUUUGGAGAAUUUUUUCCACUCUUUUCCCAGUGACCAAACAUUAAAUCUAAUUCAAGAUAUAUCUUUUUUUUAAAUGAUAGUUUAUUUUUUAAAGUAACAACUAAUUAAGCUAUUUCCUGUUGAUUUAAAAAAAUCACAUUUUAAGAACAAGAUACAGCUAUUGAAGGCUUUGGUCUCUUAACAUUCUCAUAUAUUUACACAUGGCAUUAAUCUAUCAUCUACAACUACAAGAUUUCAAUCUAUUGGAUUUUUUUUCCCUUGUACAAUCUUUCCAAUUUUUUUUAAUGCUCUGUACAAUCACAUGUAAAAUCAUGAGCUACAAACCUCAAUAAAAAAUGUCGGUAAACAAUAAGUGAUGCAGUCAUAGUUAUUAUAUGGUAGUACCAGAACUUUGGUUUUGGAACAGUGUUUUAAAUGACAGGAUAAUAAUUGAAUCAUCAACUCCUAAUAUAUGUCCUUACUAUCCCCAUACCCUGCCUCCCUACCCAUCACACACUGAAAAUAAAAUCUUUUUUUUCUGUUAUCUUUUCAGAGAACUGUUGCUAGCCAAAAUGUUUGUAAGGCUUCUUAUUAUUUCCAGAAAGACAGGAAAUUAAAUUUUGUCCUUUAAGUUUGCCAAUGAUGAGACAUAGUGAAACAGUCUUACAACUGCCACCUAGUAUCAUUUGUCCUCAUCUCAAACUGAGGAGUAGGACAGUCACCAAUGAACCACUGGUCCAAAAGAGAGUUUGGAGCUCUGUGCUAUGGCAUACCAUUCUUCUUUUGAAUAAAGGGCACAUUAAAUACAUGUUGUGGAACACAAAGAUGUUAUAUGAUCACAAUUCUGUAGUGUUGGGAUUCUAAUUAGUUUUCUAACUCUUAGUAUCAGCAAAAUGAACAAAAAUAUCAGGCAGAGAAAACUUGUUCAGAUGCCUCUCCUUUAUAAUAUCAAAAAUACAGUUUCAUAAGAAAUAUUCUGAAUAGAAAACAGAAAUCAGCAGCUCCUGAAUGCCUACUAUGUGCCUGGCAGUUUACAUUGACUCAUUUGAUCUUCCCAAUAAUAUGGUGAAAUGAAUUUUUUCGUAUUUACUUCACAGGUGAAAUUUAAAUUUAGACAGUCAUAGAGCUAGUGAAUUUUGAACCCAAAUCUCUUAGUGUAAAGUCCAUUUUAUUUUUCAACCAUGUUAUACUGCAUCAACUAAAUUAGUUAAGAAGGAAUUAAACAAUCGCUUUUCAUUUAAAAAAAGAGAGUACAAACAUUCAAGUAACAUUGGAAGAACAUGGAGCCAGUUUUCAAGCAGCUCCAAGAUUUUGUAAACUCCAUUUUACUGGGCAGUUACAAGACACAGUUACAAGAGGUGUCACUGAUUCUAUACCGUCGACCACAUUACUUUUCUAAGAAUGGGUUUCUCAUCUCUAAAUUAAAUACAAUAUCUGUCUUGUAUGUGAUAUGUAAUGUAUUUGGCACAACAAAACAUCAGCCAGAAAAUUAAAGAUUCCAAGUUGGUACUGAAU